Parnassius apollo (apollo) is the source of this 318-nucleotide messenger RNA. The record is from the annotation of a GenBank genome assembly. Lineage: Eukaryota; Metazoa; Arthropoda; Insecta; Lepidoptera; Papilionidae.
AUGCAGCAGUUGUGGGAUUAUGAGGAAAAAUCUAAUGACGAAACUAAUGAUGUAGCUAAUGAUGAUACAAAUGAUGCUCAAAAUGAAAAAGUUGUUGAAGAAAGCCAUUGUCAACAGAAAGAAAAUAACUCACAAUCUCAAAGUGAUUUAUCUAAUGAAACACCUCAAAGUAGAGAAUGUAAAGAUGAGACGGAUAAAAUUAAGGAAGAGAUAAGAGACCAAACAAUAGAAGACUGUAACGUCUGUAGUGAAAAUAGGAUAUACAAUAUUUUUAAACAUCUCAGAGAUAAAUUUAGCUUUAAUAAUGAUGUCCCAUAA